ACAUGAACUAAUUGAUGAGUGUAGCCAGCAGUGAGUGCACUUAUGGACGUCAGACGUCACACACAGUUGUGUCGAUGCAUGUGUGUAUGUAUGUGCGGAGACACGUAAGCUUCAAGUGUGGCGGUCCGAGCUAAGCUAAAAGGCUUCACCCACUCUCCCACCCAACUAUUCUACUGCAGGCUAGCCACCACGUGAAAACCCGUCAGAAAAGACGUCUACAUGCAGCCACACAUAGAUGUGUGUGUCUGUCUACCCCUCCGCCCCCUCCUCCCCACUGUCACCCUCCAGCUGGCCGUCCACCUCCCCCUCGCUACCGCCAUCGCUGUCACAACCGCUGCCGAUAUCAUCAUCCGGCCCGACAUUCGUCUCAACCUCGGCUGUUUGCGCCACAUGCUGCUGAUAGAGGGCCGCCACACGCUGUUCGUCGAUGCUGUCCGGAAUAUGGCGGCCGAGAAACACGAUCGCCUGAAUGAAUGACAACAGACGACCCAGAGACAGUUUGGUGUGUGUUCGCGCCCCUAGGUCGACAUAAGGGAGUGCCUUGCAGGUCGGUCACCGGAGCUGCGAUGUGAAUGUCAUUAUGUGUCUGCAGCUCGACCAGCUUGUCCACACCGCCGGCCUGCGUGAAACGGAAUAGAGAACAGCCGUGUGAAUGGUGUCCACUGUCCUCAUUCUCUCUCUCUCUCUCUCAUCCACUGACCUGCUCUACUAGAGUGGAGUAGGGGCUUUCGGGGAGGCCCUCGAGGGCCUGCUUCUGACGACCCGCACUGAUGCACACACCAGACGAACGCAACACAGCACGUGAUAGGUAAAUGCGGUGUGUGUCCUUUGGCCUUCCCCUGCUACCGUAGUAUCUUCUCCAGCACGGAGAUGAUGAUCCCUGGAUGGUGAUCACUCGAUUGUCAUUGGCGUUACCAUCGAGUGCGUCACAGAUGGGCUGGACGCCGCCACACUCAACCACAUACUCAACCUGCACGAUUGAACGAGGAAUGAACACACACACAGACAGGCCCGUGAUUGUGGGGCGGUUCAGCGGUCAGCGUAGGCACCUGUUGCUGCGAACCUCCACGGGCUAUACUGCCGAUGCUCGCUGCUGCUAUCUCCCUCUUGCGAGGAUCGCUGCCCCCCCUGGCCGCCGCGUUGACCAGCAGCGGCACCAAAUCGGCAUCGAUGACCGUCUGCACGUGGGCAGUGGUGCCUGCAUCAAAUCCAUAUAUUACACACACAAACACGGCCCCCCACACUUGACGUCCACGGAAUCAGUGAGUGUGUGUGAUGGUAUGUCUUACCUUCAGCGAUGCAGUGCACCAUCAUACAUGCGAUGCAUUUCCCAACGUCAUCGGCCACCUCCAGCAGCGCCGUGAGCGAUCCCACGGCGCCACACUCGACCAACGCGUCACGGUCGGCAUCGGUACCUGAGAACGCGGGCAGGAAGGACAAAGCCGACCAUGCAGCUCAGAACGGUCUCUCAGGCACUCAUGUAUACUGACCGUCUUCCCCAACACACAAACUCGCGAAGUGCGCCACGGCUCGUCGUGCGGGCUGCAGCACACGGUCAUUCUGCUGAGGUGCGCCGAUCAGGUUGACCAGGACCGGCAGGAAGGGGGCGAACUCGGCCAGGGGGGCGGGGAGGGGUCGGUCGCACCACAGGUUGCCCAGCAGGUGGGCACCCAUGGCGAGCACGUCGGCCUUGGUGCUCUCGCGCAUCGCCGUCAGCAGCGGCUGCAGGACGCCGGCCGCCACCACGGCAUUGCGACAGGCCACCGAUCCCUCCGUGGUCUUGAACAGCGCAGCAAUCGCCAUUACACGCACAUUGUCAUGAGGUGACGACACGAGCUGCACGAGAGGCGGGACGGCACCGGCAUCCACCACCACCACCGCAUCGCCAUGACGCACCGCCAGCUCGCUUAGGGCAACUGCUGCAAAUUUCUGCGCCUCCUCGCAGCCGCUCAGCUGCUCGACCAGCGCAGGCAGCGCGCCCGCACUGAUGGCCUUCUGCUCCAUGACAUCUACGUGCUUGACGGACAGCAGCAGGAACAGCAGCCGCACGGCGUCAGCCCGAAGUCGUGGUUGGUCCUGGUGCUGUGGACCGCCGGCAGAGGCCAUCACUUGGCAGAGAUCGUUCAUGACGGCAGUGAUCUCGGCCUCGAUGGCCUCGAAGCCCCGCUGCUGGACGGCUUCGUCGUAUGCCUCUUGCGUGUGGAUGGCAUUGUACAGCUUUGUCGCCUUGACCAACACCGCUUGGGGCGGUGGAUGGCCAGAUGUGCUGUCCGCCGACUCCAUCUCGUCACACUGCGAAGACCCACACCCACACACACAUGGUGCAGAAUAGUCCGUGCCUGCUCUGCUUGAUCCAUCUGACCUUGAGGUGCUCAGCGGUCCUCUGUUUUGCUGCUGAAUGGUCCCGCUGCCGCCCUGCUGUCUGUCCGGCGCAGAUGUCACAACUCACACCUGGAGAAGAAAUGACAGCACGAAAUGAGAUAGAUCAGGGCUGCCCGAAGAUUCCCUCUGGACCCUUGCUCAUCACUGCUAACUCACCGACAGAGAUCUCCUCCACAGCCCGAGAGAUGGACGCAGCCCGACAGCAGGCAGGCACUCAACGCUAAAAGAGAACACAGCACGCCUCUGCAGAAGUCUGGCGGCUCACGGGAAGGGCACCUCCAUCGCCGG
Messenger RNA from Vitrella brassicaformis, 2670 nucleotides. Lineage: Eukaryota; Vitrellaceae. The record is from the annotation of a GenBank genome assembly.